GAUGUUUCCUGUGGCCUUCAGUAUGACCGGUGUUGUCAUUUGUGGCUUCCAGUGUGACUUCUUGCGUUGUCUCCUGUGGCAACAUGUGUGGCAAGUGCAAAGGGGUUUCAAUCCGAUCCUGCUCCAACAUCAUCCCCAACUCCAUCCGCAAGGAAAAUCACAAACCAGUCCCAUCAGCCAAGAGGAGUGGGUCGUACAGGACCCCUAGCGAGUGCAGUGGCGAGGGUACUGAUGAGGGUAGUGGCAACGGUAGUAGUGAGGAUAUUUACGAAGGAUGGUGGUGAUGGCGACGAGGGUAGUGGUAAAUGGCGAGGGUAGUGACGACUGGCGAGGGUAGUAGUGUGGGAGGCAGCGAGGGACAGGUUCCACCAACUCUUCAGUGUGUCUGGCGGCAUCGCCAGUUGCGGAGCGGAGCAUAGGUCGUUGACGCUCAGGGAGAGCGAGAGAGAGAAAGAGAUAGAGGGGUCCUCCGUCGCGUGCGGAACACUUGCUGCGUCAGGCGGUAAUCUUCCCCUUCCCGUCUACAGGGUAGAGGUUUUUCCUGCUUGUGCGAGGAUACUGGCUGAUACAUAAUAAGUGAUGUGUUAAGGCACGGAGAAAAUUAUUUGGAAGCAUGGAUCAUUAGUUGUGAAUGAAAACAGAAUAUCCUGUUGACCCACCUUGGUGAUUCUGUCUUAUUUCCUUGUAAGUAGAUGUAAGAAAUUAUAUAUAAGAUUAGAAAUAGUUAAUAUAACUCUGGUGUUAGCGAAGACUGCGGACAAGUUUUCAUUCGGUGAUCAGAAAAAUGCAAACAUCUCUGCCUAUUAGUGCCAGCAAUCGGUUUUACAGUAAAGUCAUCUUGGUUUUCUUUACGAUGACGCAGAAUUGUAGCGGUAUCGAAGUGAUUUGUUAAGGUGCUGUGGUGUGGACAUCAAAGUCAAGCGGUGUCGUCGGAACUGUCUGCCAGGGCUAGUGGUCAUCUCGCCAACAUAAUUUAUGAAGCAUCAAGAAGGAAGCCAGUGGUGGUAACAUUCUUUCACUUUAAAGAUGCAACGAUCUGGUAAACCAAAUGCGAGCUGUCUAUGAAAAUGGGGGAAGUGAGGGUAAAGUUGAUACUAAAGCACUUAAUGAAAAGAAUAUCUGAUAACGUGAGUCAUUAAAAGUGCAGUGAACAUUAUAAAAUUAACAGCCGUAAAAAAAUAUUAGAAAAACGUCUUUUCAGAUGAAAGAUACGAGUUCCUUGAGAAAGAGCAUCUUCAUGAAGGAUUCACAGGUAACAUGAAGAUCCUAGACGUUAAGGAGUUUAGUUUAAUAGCUUUGUCAUGCACCCCAUAACCAUCCUACGGGGGGUUGUCAAAAGAUUACAGAGGCAUGAAAAUGUGUCUAGGGACUGGAAGGAAACACUGAGGCUUCACCAUCACCUGAGGUACAGAUGUGGUGGCUGGUGAUACACUCAGGUACUGGAGGGAGUGAUUUAGACAACAGAGUCAUCCUUCGCCUUAAAAACUGUGCACCACAGCACCAAGCUCAUCAAUCAUACUGCCGCACCAUCCUCGCUAGAAGAUUUCUGGGAUGCAGAGUGCGGAGGUGCUGCCCUAACACUAGGAGCCGGUGACGAGUGACCAGAGAUUUCCGCAUUCCAAGACACAAGGAAGAUACACACCACACAGUCACUCGGAGGCUCUGCAUCAGACACCAUUCAGACCAGAGGAUCACAAAAGCCCUCUGGAAAUUAGGGGAGCCUUAUUCCAGGCUGUGAGAUUCAGCCUCGACAGCCCCUACCUGGAGGUUAAUUAGCUCUGCAGGGUAUGGAAAGGGAGGCUUGUUAGGGCUCGCACGUGAUGAGAAGACUAAAGAGAAAGGAAAAAAUAAACAGACAUGUGAAAGCGAGUGUAGAAAAGGACGAUAGUAUCUGGAUUGGAUUCAUUUGGUAGUUCCGGAAAGUGGAAGAGUGAUUGCAAUUGCUGUAUCUCCCGUGAGGUCCGAGUGUAGUGCUGGAGACCUGAUUGGAAAUGCCAUGCGUAGUUCCAGUAAUGCUGGAGUGUAGUACAUGAGAGGGGCUGUAAAAUGUUAUGUGUAGCUGUAGUCUUAGCUACUGGAAGGCCAGAGUAUAGUAUAUGAUACCACCUGGAAAAUGUCUACCUUGAAGUGAUUCAUAAAAAAAAUGACAUGAUACAUUAUUGCAAUAACCUUAUUUUUAUUCUCUGGAUCUCUCCGUGGCAGUUCACUAAAAGAUAAUGAAACUUUUUGUCUAGAAACUUACAUAUUCGAGUACUGUGUUAUUCUCUGUUAUUCACUGUUAUUUCUGCAAAUUGCUUAUUAUAGUUUGCAAUAUAUGAAGACUCAUUUCAUACAAUUAUUUUGCAAUUGUCGCUCGUUCUAAGCUACUUAAUUUAGCUACUGCCUUUUCUAAAGUUACGAUGUGUUGAUUAAAGGAGAACGAAAAAUGAAGGAACACUCAUAACUGAUGAAUUAUUAUAUACGUUAUCAAGGUUCAAAAUUUUGUAUUUGCUUUCUCACUCUUCUCCAAUAAAUUUUUAAAGGAAUAUGUGACAUUUAAUAAGAAAGGAAAUGUUACAGAAAAUGAUUCAGCAAGACAAUAAUUGGGCAGUUUGUGCACCGGGUGCCGCAGGAGAUGAUUUAAAUGAAAUGAAAAUAGGAAGUCUCAGUGUUGAGAGAAAAGGACAACAAUGAUGGCAGGUCUUGUCUUACACCGGAAUGCUCACGCUUCCUCACGCACCCUUCCUUAUGGACCAGUGCUUGUUCUACCUGGUCCAGGUUUGCAGUUUUGUGGAAGAUUAUGAAUAGAAAACUUCCCAAUGAAGAGCAUUGCGGUCUUAAUUAGGGACUACUGGCUUAAAAAUAAGAUGAAGGCUAAUGAGACGGCUCCGCACAGCUCCAUGCAGUCCAUGCCUGGGAGUGGUGACGGUGAGGGCCUCGGCUACAACAGUAGUGUGCCGUGGAUGGACGAUGAACAGUCACAGAUGUUUGACAGUGGAGGGGAAAGUGUCGUACCGUGGGACGUGUCAUCUGCCGGGAGUAAGAGAGCGGAAUGCGCGUGGUCUAGCCAUGACAACCUCACAGAUGUAGUGAGUAGCGAUCUAACAUUCCAGUGUAGUAACGUGCUCGAAGUGCUAACUCCUAAUGUGUCUUGUUGGGUGGCGAGCAUGAGAGACUGCAUGAGAGGCAAGAUACUGCCAAGACAUAUGUUCACGAAUACCUCCAUCAACCCAGGUCUGUUGGUGGACACAAGAACUCAGACUUGCUUGUCUUGCUUGCGAGAUAAUUCCACCAGCUACUGGACGCUGAAAUUUAACACUAGUGAGAAUUAUUUUACCUCUUUCCUGUCUUACGGAAGCGAACUCCUGUGCUCGUUCGGGUCGUGUUCAUCUGCUCUUUGUGAUCACUUGACAAUCAGUCCCUCACCUGCCUCAUCGCCCACACACCCCUCGUCCAACACCUCACUUCCCAUACUACCCGUACCAUCCUUACCUCCUUCCACCACCACGCCGCCGCCACUGCUUCAUAUAGUGCAGUGUAGGAUCCCCGACCUCCUACAGUUCGAACCCCCCCUGCCUCUCAACCUCACUGGGGACGACUUCGUCCUCAACGCCACGACGGGAAGCGAUGACGAAGGAUACGAAUAUGACUUCUCCUUCCUCUUCCUAGCUAUGUUUAUCCUGGCAGGAGGCAUCGGCAAUAUACUCGUCUGCCUAGCGGUAAGUCGCCUCUCAUUUUCCUGUUAUGCAACCUCUUCUCCAAUUUCUGCAAUCUUUCACACAAUUUGCCGUGCGUAUGAUUAUGGCUUCCUGGUACCUACGUCUCAGGGCUUCCUGGCACCUGUGUCUUAUGACUUCCACGUACCUGUGUCUCUUGGCUUCCCGGUACCUGUGUUUCAUGGCUUCCUGGUACCUGUGUCUUAUGACUUCCUGGCACCUGUGUCUCAUGGCUACUGGCCCUUCGGCGUGGUGUGGUGCAACAUCUACGUGACGUGCGACGUGCUGGCGUGUACCUCCAGCAUCAUGCACAUGUGUACCAUCUCCCUGGGACGCUACUUGGGCAUCCGUAACCCUCUCAAGACCAGGAGCAGCAGCAAGAAGACUGUGGGAGUGAAGGUUGUGUUGGUGUGGUUGUUAGCGAUGUUAGUCACCUCCAUCAUCACUGUCUUGGGCAUUGUCGACACCACCAACAUCAUGCCCGCGGAUUACGUCUGCACCAUCAACAACCAGACCUUCUUCAUCUUCGGCUCCUUGUGCGCCUUCUACAUCCCGAUGGUGAUCAUGGUGGUCAGCUACGCCCUCACCGUUCAUCUGCUGCGUAAGAAAGCCAAGUUCGCCGCGGACGCACCGGCGGGCAAGGCUCGAACCAUGGGCAGGUACCGCUCAGUUCGCCGGAAGCACCAACAGGCUACCCAUUCCUUUGCGUUUACUCCGAGAACUUCCUAUCGGGGAUCCUAUUCUAACGGGCAUGCCGGCCAUUACGAGUUUUCCAAUAUACACAAGUGCGAGCAGGCAACCCAAACGCCGGAAUCUAUAGCUCGGGAGACUAGGAAUUUUAAGCUAAAAGCACUUCGGUUACAGCUUGUGGGCACUGCUGCGUGGCACCUUCGCUUUCUGCCGUCGAGAAAGAGGGAUGCAUUAGCCGCCAACGCUGUGGCCACGGAGCAGAAAGCUUCGAAAGUGCUAGGUAUCGUGUUCUUCGCUUUCGUUAUAUGCUGGACACCUUUCUUCAUCCUGAAUAUUUAUUUUGCUGCGUGUCCGACGUGUCAGGUGUCUGAUCACCUGGCCAAUGUAUGUCUGUGGCUGGGCUACGUAUCGUCCACAAUCAACCCCAUCAUCUAUACCAUCUUCAAUCGCACCUUCAAGGCUGCUUUUAUCAAGAUCCUCAAAUGUAAUUACAAUUUUGACCAUCGUCAUGUACGAUCUCAUUCAAUGUCUGACAACAUGGCAGGACCGUACGGAGGCCCUACACCGUCGGCAGUGGCUACACCCUGCUCCAUUCGGACUCUCUCCACCUAUGUUAAGAGCCCCAGCUACCAGCACGCUCUUACAAGCCCCGAACACGAGCAGGAACAUCAGUGCUGACUCUUACAUUCACGCAGCAACCACUGAAGAAGUGACUGCUGCAAGCAUAUUAACACUACUGUUGACUCCUAGAAACAAGUAACAAACACAAGAGUGUUACUUCCUGCAGAACUUAUUUCUAGAAUACUGACUGCUACAAACAUGAAGCAGCCAUAUCAGUGUUGACUGCUCGAACCCACGGAACAAAAAAUUAGAAAAAUAAGUGAUGAUUGCAAUAAUUACUGAGUGAAAGCUUCAGAUCCAUUAAUGUAUUCUUAAGCACAAAGAUAAAGCAGGAACACAAAUGUCCGCUGCUCCACUGCCCACCACUUAACACACCAAACUAGUCGGUUUAAACCAUAACCAAAUAAACGCACAAAGUCAGAUAGAACGUUGUACCACUAGAGCAUUCCCAUGUGAACAAUCUUGUUCCGUUUACAAUAAUUUCCUAUAUGUGUGAAUUUUUGCGGAGUAAAAAAAAUGUGCAAUUACAAAUAGCUCCCUAAAAAUCCAUUCCUUUUUUUUGACGUUCUUUACUGGAAU
Cherax quadricarinatus is the source of this 5585-nucleotide messenger RNA. The record is from RefSeq and is a predicted model, not a curated record. NCBI's taxonomy places the organism in Eukaryota, Metazoa, Arthropoda, Malacostraca, Decapoda, Parastacidae.